Lineus longissimus is the source of this 1499-nucleotide messenger RNA. Its product is annotated as vacuolar protein sorting-associated protein 72 homolog. The transcript is spliced from 7 exons. Gene Ontology annotation, cellular component: nucleus. The record is from RefSeq and is a predicted model, not a curated record. Gene Ontology annotation, molecular function: ATP-dependent H2AZ histone chaperone activity. NCBI's taxonomy places the organism in Eukaryota, Metazoa, Nemertea, Pilidiophora, Heteronemertea, Lineidae. Bases 84 to 1106 code for a protein of 340 amino acids. Gene Ontology annotation, biological process: chromatin remodeling; regulation of DNA-templated transcription.
AAAAAACAAGAAAAAAAAUUUUUUUUGCGAAUUUUGUGCGAUAGUUUUAGCCUUUUUCCACUUGAAACUGAAUCGGCUGAACAAUGGCUGCCACUCGAGAGAAGCGUUCCACCGCGGGAAAUCGCAUGUCAAAAAUGAUCGCUGAAGAGGAGGACGAUGACGACUUCUAUAAGACUACUUACGGAGGAUUCAAUGAGGAAGCCAGUGAUCACAGUUACGACAGUAACGCGUCGGAUUCCGAUGAUGUCAUCGAUUCGGAUUUCGAUAUUGACGAGGAUGAUGAACUACGCAGUGAUCUCGAAGAUGAUGAUGGACCAAAGUCGAAGAAAAGGAAAGUUGGAGUGGUCACAAAGUCUUAUAAGGAGCCGAAGAAGAAGACCGACGAUGAAAAGGCCAAAGACAAAGAAAAGGCCAAGAAACGUGCCGAGGAGAAAAAACAGCAGAAGGCGGUACAGAUGUCAGCCCAGAUCUACCACUCAGAAAAGAAGUCCCUGCGACGUUCCACGGCUAAGAAAUCGGAGGCUGCGGAGAUCCGUAAAAAGGCGCGGGACGAACGAACGAAAAUGAUGAAAGAGAUUGCGGCCAAGAAAAACGUGCCGGAGGUUCGACGAUUGACACAGGAGGAACUGUUGGAGGAAUCGAAGAUCACUGAGAGAGAGAAUGCACAGUCUCUUGAGGAUUAUCGUAAGAUGGAACUAGAAAGGAAGAAAAGUCGUGUGUCGCAGAAAAAAUAUGUUGGCCCGAUCGUCCGGUAUCAUUCGUGUACGAUGCCCCUCAUAGACGAACUGCCCUCGCCGGAGAUAAACGUUGAUAGUGAAUUCGAUUUCGAAAGAGUCACCAGGACGUCCAUCAGACCCAAGGAUAAAUGUUCGCGGACAUUCAUCACAUUCACGGACGACAAAACAUUCGACGAGACAUUCCUACAACGCAAGAACAAGGUCCCAGUAAGACAGUACUGUCCUGUGACGCGAUUACCUGCCAAAUAUUUCGACCCGGUCACUCAGACACCUUACGCAUCAGCGCAAGCAUUUCGGUGCAUUCGUGAUGCGUACAAUCAACACAUUCAGCUUCAGUUAGAGAAACGGAAAAGAGAAAUGGCCAGCUGAAGAUAUCAUACAUAUACUACAAACAGAUCAGAAAUGGACUGAGAAUAUUUUUCAUUAUGAUUUUUGAUUUUCUGGGUUGAGAGGUAAAGAGUUCAUCUCAAGAGUCUCAUAUCAUAUCAUUACCGGCGUCGUAACCCUAUUGGAUUUUUGCCGGAGGUAUGGAGUCCACUAUAGGCUACUGUCCACCCAUGUGGGAUCUUUUACUUGUCCUGUCAUAGACACUCAGGGACAAGGGACCACAGCUUUUAGUCUCAUCUGACAGACCCUCGAGUAUUUCAUACAUUUUGGUUACAAAAGAUGGCCUGCAUAAUAGAGCGGGUGUUCACUACGAACUCAGAAUUUUGAGUUUGUGAAGUAGUUACCAACGUACAUGUAGUAAAGAGUUGAAAUAUC